Linepithema humile (Argentine ant) is the source of this 4443-nucleotide messenger RNA. It is a transcript of the gene Rgl, whose product is annotated as Ral guanine nucleotide dissociation stimulator-like. Gene Ontology annotation, molecular function: guanyl-nucleotide exchange factor activity. Lineage: Eukaryota; Metazoa; Arthropoda; Insecta; Hymenoptera; Formicidae. Gene Ontology annotation, cellular component: plasma membrane. The record is from RefSeq and is a predicted model, not a curated record. Gene Ontology annotation, biological process: Ras protein signal transduction; positive regulation of GTPase activity.
GACGGUGGAAUCGUCACACAGUCGCACAUCGAGGUUCGAUUCGCGCAGGAGAGAACCUCGGCUGGCAAUUUUCCCGGCGCGGCUCGCGCGCGCCGUACCGCGGAUCUCGUCCUCCCCCCUUCCCCUCGAUUUUCCUUUCGCAAACUGAAGCGGGCACCGUGCGGUGCCCCUCGAGCCCCCUUUACCCCACCCCUGUACCAUACCGUUCCGUGCGCUCUCGAAGGGGAACGGCACUCGCUCGCUCGCUCGAGAGAGAGAGAAGUCGCCGCCCGUCCGUCUGUUCGUCCACGCGUCCGUCUCGACGAAGAUUUCGAAGUGAAAUCCGGAGCUCGGCGGGAUCGCUCGAUAUCGCGAAGUGAGUGCAGUUUCGCGGGGAGGUUUGGUGCAAAAAAGGGAGACAGGAAGAAAAGGAGGAAGAGAGAGAGAAAGAGGGAGAAGAGCGACAGAGGUGUCGUUGACGUUUCGUGUGUCAGUGUCCUCUCUCCGUCUCUCGCUCACACGCGCCUGCCACGCUAUCGUCCAUCUUUUUCGCUCUGCCUGGCCUUCGCGGAGUUCUUGCGCGAGUGCGUGCGCUUAAUCGAAGGGGGCGCUCCAGGGGAGCCCUAAGUAGCGCGAGGGCUACUCCAAAAACGCAGCGCGACUGCCGCAAAAUUAACUGUACGUUCUAAAAAAAAACCAGCUGGCCGCCUAUUGUAACCGAGACUAUAUCCCUAGAUCCUUGCGGCCGUUUCUUUUCUCCUUUCUCGGCAGCGCACAGGAUAUCCCUAUCCGCUGUGUUGUCCUAUAUCCCUAGAUGCCUACAUAACCGCUAUUUAAUCGUUAUUUUGCCAAUUCUCGUUUUCUCUCUCCUGACCAACGCAAUCCAAAUACUAUUAUUUACGAUAAAUAUUAUCCUUACGCGAAAUGACGAGGAGAUUCUUAUCUUCCUUUACGUAAUCAGUGCGCUGAAGUCCUGCGAUUAAUUACUAUGCAAUCGUGACAGCUGAUGUUGGUACAAGAAUCAAACUGCGACAGUUUAAUUAACCGCUAUUCCUUGAUUAUCCUUCUCUCUCCUUCGUACGUUGUUUAUUUCUCCUCUUCUCGUUACUUCACGAAGAUCCUCGCGUGCAAGCACGCAGUCACUAUAUUUCCUUUUCCCUCCGAUCUUUUUCCAAAAAAGUCCAAACCCAAUCGCAUUCCUCGUAACUGUUCCUUUCGUCUUUGCUCGCUCUUCCCAUUCCUUUAUCUGUCAAUCUUCAUUUAUCCGGCGCACUUCAGAAGUGACACCGCGUUCCACAGGAGACGGACAUCCGUGAACGAAGGUGCUCGUCGGUCGUCGGAGUCGUCCGAGUUCAUCGGCGGUGCGAUGCCGGAUGACGGAUUAGGCCGAGAGCGGCUGUCACAGGCGGAAUCCCUCGGGAACGGUCCCGUCCGGGAGGCAGAGUUCGACGCAGAAUGACGAGCGUCGUCGGCUGCUGCCGGAAGCGAAGCCGCGAAGAGGAGCGACGAGCAGUCCGGCGACGAAGACGACGACGUGCGAACGACGUUCGGCUUCCUCUAGCGUCAGCGGGGGGCUAUGAGCGCUGACAAUGGGGACGAAUCCUUGCUGCAGUUAUCGAGCAUCGGAGACGCGUCUCGACGCGGUACGAUGAUACGCUCCUGCUUCUGGAGCGAGCGGUCGCGCGCGAACGUCAUCGUCAUCGACAUCGAGGCGUGGUGACGCGACGUCGGUGGACUCAGUUCGCCGGCGGCGGGCGACACGACAGUUCGCGCCGUGUCGUGGACGCCCCUUGAAAAAGAAAAGAGUACGAAAAGAAGAAGAAAAGAAGAGUUCGAAGAAGUUCCGCGCGAGUUUCGCGAAGGAAGGAGCACCGCGGGAGCGCUGAGGGGACGAAGAGGGUAGACGAAGGGGGCAGGGCGGGCAAAGGGCGCGUGGAUGCUGUGGCCGGUGUUGGGGGGGGAUGACGGGCUGAGCCCCACAGCGUCGCCCGCGCCGGCGGCGGCAGCCGGUGCCAAGGGGGUGAACAAACUGACCCCCUUGCUGCUCUGCGCCCCCUGCAAGCCGAGCAACCACCGGAAGAGCCAGAGCUCCACCCAGUGGUACGUGCAACAGCCCACGUGGCGUUUAUGGGGCGAGGAACGGUUCGAAGGCGUUAUAUACACGGUGUACCUGAAAAAGGUCCGAUAUCACCGGCCUACAAGGAGUCUCUCGGCAUCGGAUUCUGACGACGAGAUCUCGCACUUGGAAUGGGAAACGGUACGGGUGCGUUUUCUCAAGGCCGGCACGGUGGAGCGCCUGGUCGAGAGUCUGGCGAACGACGAUGGCGAGUUGGAGUCUACCUACAUAAACGUCUUCCUAGCGACGUACCGUGCGUUCACAACCCCACAUGACGUUCUCGAAUUGCUGCUCGCCCGCUACGACGCUCUGGACGGGAACGCCGGCUGCGAGCAGCACCGUAAGACGUUGGUCCAGGCGCUGCACGUCUGGCUGGACGCUUAUCCGGGUGAUUGGAAAUCACACCCCAAUCACCCGCUCCUCAGCCGACUGCUCGACUUCACGCGUCGACGCCUGCUCGGCUCGGAGCUUGAGCUUAAGGCCAGGCACCGGCUGCAUCGGUUCCAACGAGAGGAUCAGAUAGACUCCUGCACGGUGUACGACAACGGUCGGUUGCCCAUGCGGGGCUCUCCGGACCCGAUGAUGUCGGAUCAUUGGGGCAGCUACAUUUUUCCCGAGGUGCCGCAACGUCACUUCGCCGAGCAGCUGACGCGGAUGGAUGCCGAGGUAUUCAAAAAACUGGUCGCCCAUCAAUGCCUCGGCGCUGUCUGGUCCCGAAAGGAUCGCUCCAGAAGCCACGAGGCCGCUACCGUGGUGGCGACCGUGAAUCAAUUCAACGCCGUCUCGCUGCGCGUCAUUUCGACGAUUCUGGCGGACACGACGCUCAGGUCGCAGGAGCGCGCGCGGAUCCUUGAGACGUGGAUCGACAUCGCGCAGGAACUACGCGUGCUCAAGAACUUCAGCAGCCUGAAGGCGAUCGUGUCCGGGCUACAGAGCAAUCCGGUGUACCGAUUGGAGAAAUGCUGGCAGUGCAUGCCGCGGGAGAAACACGAGCUCUUCCGUGAGCUGGAGAGGAUAUUUUCCGAGGAGAACAAUGCCUGGACGCAGCGGGAACUGCUCAUUAAGGAGGGCACCGCCAAGUUCGCCGACACCGCCGGCAGAAGCGACCGGCAUCUACAGAAGCUCUUUCAAAAACAGAAUACUCACGCGGGCAACAUUAGCUACGGCACGAUACCGUAUCUAGGCACCUUCCUAACGGACCUCACAAUGAUCGACACGGCGAUACCGGACACAAUUACCGACGAAAAUCUACAACAAUUGAUCAACUUUGACAAAAGACGGAAGGAGUUCGAAGUGCUCGCUAGGAUACGGCUUCUUCAGGGUGCGGCGAACGCGUAUAACUUUAAUACGGAUCCGGCGUUUGACCGCUGGUUCCACUCGGUGCUAGUGGUCGACGAUCGGGAAGCUUACAAACUCAGCUGUCAAAUCGAGCCGCCGCCUGCGGGCAACACGCUCAAUAAUCGCGGCAAAAAGAAACAAAAUCAUCAAGGUCACCGGAAAAACGACUCGAUCGCGUCGACGUCGAGUUCGAGCAGCUCCCAGUUCUACUGCGACCUCGAUUCGCUCCCGAGCUCGCCGCACAAUUCUCUGGACCGGCGCACCUCACCCUCGCAGAUGUCCAGCUCGUCGUCAAGCUCGUCCCUACCCUCCUUGGACGUAUCCUUAAGCUCCGGCGGCGGUGGCAGUCACCAGACGCGGCUGGCACCGCCGGCGGGCACCUUGGCGGGCAACGGCAGCACGCCGAAUCUCGCCGGACUGUCCAGUCCAAGUCACUCGCACAAGAGCUCGCCCGAUUUCUACAUCAUCAAGGUCACCAUGGAAACGGACAAUGUGGAGACGGAAGGUGUAGUGCUAUAUAAGUCGAUCAUGCUGUCGAACAACGAGCGGACGCCACAGGUCAUCCGCAACGCCAUGCUGAAGCUCUGUCUCGAGGGCAGCCCCGAUCAGUACACACUCGCGCAGGUGCUGCCCGAUCGCGAGAUGGUCCUGCCUACGUCGGCCAACGUUUACUACGCCGUCAGCACCGUGCACAACCUCAACUUCAUCCUGCGACCGCGCAGGGAGCCCAACGACGUGGCCUCUGACAGUCCCAGGAGCAAAGGCAGCGGCCACAAUCACAAGCGGUAGUCUCGAAUAGCUGCCGAAUGCUGUCCUUGGCAACAUCAGGAGGCGAUCUUCGAAGCCUGAUGAUGAAUAGGACGGUUUUGGAAUUGUGCAGACUUUUUAAGCGCGAAAUUAAAGUGACUUUUCGGUGGCGAAAAUGGCGAGAGAGAGAGAGAGAGAGAGAGCAAAGUGGAAUCGAUCGGGGUAAUUGAAUGUGAACACGAUAUUGGCGAAUAACAAGGAGC